Messenger RNA from Thlaspi arvense, 1434 nucleotides. The record is from the annotation of a GenBank genome assembly. Lineage: Eukaryota; Viridiplantae; Streptophyta; Magnoliopsida; Brassicales; Brassicaceae.
AUGAAUCGUCCCAUUUCUCUCUUCUCCGUCGCUCUGAUCUCUUUCCUCUGCCUCCAUCAUCGUGUUCUCGCUGCUUCCCACUUCGAAGGUUUUGAUGCCGAAGACGACGAGUUUUUGGAGGAUUCCACUGAGCUUCACCACUCUCUCCGUCCUCCUCUCGUGACUCGGUCUGAGUCAACGGUUCUGGAUCUGGAACCAUCUCCCGAAUCCGAUUCUACUCCGAUUUCUAAAUCGGAUCCUUCUCCGACUCAGACAGCUUCCCGGAAGCCCUCGUCAACCUCGUUCGAUUUCUGGGAUGAAGAUGAGUUCGAGGGAUUGCCGGAGGAUGAACGGAUGGUGGAAUCUCCGGUUAUCGCCGACAACGCAUCUCCUGCCGAUCCACAGACUCCAGAUCCGGAGUCUGCCUCAGAAAAUCCGGACACUGCUCUUCCGAAGAAGAAGCCGUCGUACACGGUGGAGAUCGUCUGCGUCUCUAUCUUGAUUGCUUACGCGAUCAACUACUUCACUGGAAAGCGUGAGAACGAAAACCUCGCUUUGGCUUGGGCCACGAAAUUCGGCCUUAAAGAUACCAUUUUCGAAAAAAACUUCAGUUUGCUUGGAGUUGGUGAAACAGACGACUCUCCGCUGCUGCUGAAGGAAGCGACGAACGUGUUCAAGUUCUACGCGAGCGGGCGUAGGUAUUGCCAUGGGCUGUUGGCGACCAUGGAGCUUAAGAGCAGGCACGAUCUGAUCUCGAGGCUAUUCAACUCGGUGGUCCCUUGUAAAGAUGAGAUUAGUUUCGAGGUAUACAUGAACGACGAGGCCAUGGAUCACAUCGUGUUUGCGAUGGCGAGGAAGAAGGCAGCGAAAGCGAUGCACAAGGAGCUGAGGGAUCUGCAGAGAUUCGGAGGGAUUGUGCCCACUCCCGGCGGGAGGAAGUGGGUAUCGGAGGAGUUAUCUGUGGUCUCUGAGUCUAAGGAAGUAGCUGGGGAUAUGAUCACAGAUAUUGUACUUGAUCAGGUAUUUGGUGACAAGUCUUUCGAAAAGUUUGGGAAGUAUUUCAUCUCAAUGCAUUUUUCGGACCAACUUCCUGGCAAGCACAGGAAGAUGCUGCUUUUCAAGUUUGCCCUACCUGAUGCUAAACACAUGGAUGAUCUGGUUCGGUGGGUAGCGCUUAUUCCGUAUUACAUUGACUUAGUUGGACGCUACAAGCUCAGCUCCCAGGCACGGAACAAAACCGAUGGUGCUAGACAAAAAGCAGCUCAGGAAGCGUACAAGGAACUUCAGAAUGUGAGACAAGAGGCGUUGCAGAGAAAGAAAGCCGAGAAGAAGAAAAUAUUGGAGGAGGCGGAGGCAAAGCUUAGCGCCGAGGCUCUAAGGAAGAGAGAGGCAAAAGAACGUGCACGCCAGAUGAAGAAGUCAAUGCCAAAAGUUAAGAUGAGUCGUGGUCACUAG